This is a messenger RNA of Clonostachys byssicola, 783 nucleotides long. Lineage: Eukaryota; Fungi; Ascomycota; Sordariomycetes; Hypocreales; Bionectriaceae. The record is from the annotation of a GenBank genome assembly.
AUGGCUGACCGUGGAACUUCUCGAGGUGGUGGCUUCGGUGACCGUGGCCGUGGUGGUGACCGUGGCCGUGGACGUGGACGUGGCCGUGGACGCCGUGGUGGAAAGAGCGACGAGAAGGAGUGGCAGCCCGUCACCAAGCUCGGUCGUCUCGUCAAGGCCGGCAAGAUCAACAGCAUGGAGGAGAUCUACCUGCACUCUCUCCCCAUCAAGGAGUACCAGAUCGUCGACAACUUCCUGCCCAAGCUCAAGGAUGAAGUCAUGAAGAUCAAGCCCGUCCAGAAGCAGACCCGUGCCGGUCAGCGCACCCGAUUCAAGGCCAUUGUCAUCAUUGGAGACUCUGAGGGCCACGUCGGUCUCGGUAUCAAGACCUCCAAGGAAGUCGCCACUGCUAUCCGUGCCGCCAUCAUCAUCGCCAAGCUGAGCGUUAUCCCCGUCCGUCGUGGUUUCUGGGGCUCCAACCUUGGUCAGCCUCACUCUCUGCCCUCCAAGCAGAGCGGCAAGUGCGGUUCCGUCACCGUCCGUCUCAUUCCCGCCCCCCGUGGUACCGGCCUCGUUGCCUCCCCCGCCGUCAAGCGAUUCCUCCAGCUCGCUGGUGUUGAGGAUGCCUACACCUCAUCCGCCGGUUCCACCAAGACCCUCGAGAACACCCUCAAGGCCACCUUCGUCGCCGUCACCAACACCUACGGCUUCCUCACCCCCAACCUCUGGAAGGAGACCAAGCUGCUGCGCAGUCCCCUGGAGGAGUUCGCUGAUACCCUGCGGGCUGGUCAGAAGCGAUACUAG